Musa acuminata AAA Group (dessert banana) is the source of this 1244-nucleotide messenger RNA. Its product is annotated as ubiquitin carboxyl-terminal hydrolase 20-like. Gene Ontology annotation, biological process: protein deubiquitination. Bases 177 to 1244 code for a protein of 355 amino acids. Gene Ontology annotation, cellular component: cytosol; nucleus. The transcript is spliced from 9 exons. Gene Ontology annotation, molecular function: cysteine-type deubiquitinase activity. NCBI's taxonomy places the organism in Eukaryota, Viridiplantae, Streptophyta, Magnoliopsida, Zingiberales, Musaceae. The record is from RefSeq and is a predicted model, not a curated record.
CUCCCUUUUCGAAGCACCGCAGUUUCCCUCCAUCCUCCCUAAAUCCCUUCUUAUGCCAUCAAAUCGCAACCUCUUCGAGUCCCUAAUCCGAGCCGGACUCUAUCUCAAUCUUCCAUACAUCGGUGCCCCAUCGUUGCAUUGAAGCCGACCGCCGUCCUCCCGUCGCCUGCUAGAUCAUGGCUCCCAAUUCGGUCAGCGCUCCAAGUUCGUACUUUUCGCCGCCGCCGCCGCCCAUGAUCGGCCAGCCCCGAGUCGUGGGUGCUGCUCUCGUGAACUUGGGGAACACGUGCUUUCUCAAUGCGGUUCUCCAGUGCCUCACCCACACGGUGCCUCUGGUGCAGAUGAUCCGCAAGACGGACCACUCCGCUUCCCAUCAUGGUGAUGAUGCAGGGUUCUGUUCCUUCUGCGCCUUGAAAGCACACAUCAAUGGGUGUUUGUUCUUAUCACGGCUCGUCGUCUCCCCAACAUAUCUGGCUCAGAAUUUGAGCAAAAUAUCACCUCAUUUCCGGUUGGGCCAGCAAGAAGAUGCACAUGAGUUUCUCCACUCCUUUCUGGAUAACAUGCAUGCUCGCUGUCUCGGACGCACCGCCGAUGAUCGUCCGGCUUCGUUGGAGGAAGACAGCAUUGUUAAGCAGGUGUUUGGCGGCCGUCUUAGGAGCCAGCUGCGGUGUUGCAGUUGCGGUCACUGUUCGGACACAUUUGAGCCACUGCUCGAUCUCAGCUUGGAGAUCGAAAACGUGCGCAGUGUCGGAGACGCUCUGGAAUCUUUCACCAAGUUGGAGAGAAUUGAUGAUCCUGAAGUCAGAUUCACCUGUGACGGCUGCAAGGCUCAGGUGUCCAUGGAGAAACAGCUUAAGCUAGACCAAGCACCGCAAGUUCUCGCUCUCCAUCUCAAGAGGUUCAAGAAUGAUGGGAGCUACUCCAACAAGAUCGACGAUUUUGUGGAGUACCCAUUGGAACUGGACCUGAAUCCAUGCCUCAGCUGCCCUGCAAAGGAGGUCCAGUCAAAAUACGAUCUUUAUGCUGUUCUGGUACACGUUGGUUCCGCACUUUCUGGCCAUUACUUCUGCUACAUCCGUUCCACUCCAAGUACAUGGCAUCAGAUCGAUGACUCGCAGGUGGUCAGUGUUUCUGAAAGCGAUGCGUUAGAGCAACAGGCUUAUGUUUUCUUCUACGUAAGAAAGAUACAGUGCUUCGUCUUCGGGUUCUGCGAAUGCUUGCAGCAGUUCAAGAGGAACCCCUGA